This is a messenger RNA of Mangifera indica (mango), 3223 nucleotides long. Its product is annotated as long chain acyl-CoA synthetase 9, chloroplastic. The record is from RefSeq and is a predicted model, not a curated record. Gene Ontology annotation, molecular function: long-chain fatty acid-CoA ligase activity. Lineage: Eukaryota; Viridiplantae; Streptophyta; Magnoliopsida; Sapindales; Anacardiaceae. Gene Ontology annotation, cellular component: endoplasmic reticulum; membrane.
ACAAAAAACAAUAACACGAAAAAUGCCGCCAGCAGGUGCUGCGUUUUUGUUUCUCUUCAGGGCAUUACAUUGCUCAUCUGGGUUCAUUUUUGCUGGUAUUUUUUUCUGUCACUUCAAGUUUGUUUUUCCUUGAGAUGGGUUCUUUUGGAUUUUUGUUUAUUUUGUUGGCUGUGAAUCUUUUGGUAAUCUGUGAGACUGUUAAAGCUUUUGUAUUAGUGCACAUGAAGCAUUUUUUUUAAUUUUUGGGAUUUAGGUGUAGUUUGUGUAAAUUGAAGUAUCUUGAGAAAUGAAUUCUUCAUUUGAUGCCGCGGUGAAAGAAUAAAGAGUCGUAGAGAUUGGUCCGGUUACUGUUAAACAUGUUUGAUGUGAUGGGAAGUUAUGUUUUUCCACUUUUUCUUUCUUACUAUAAUUACUGACUGAAUAAAUAUGCUGCAUUUGUUUAGAAAGAUAUUUGACUGAGAGAAAGUUUCGACUUCAAUUUCUUCUUCUUCUUUCAAUUACUCACUGAUGAAAUCAGCUGAACUUCUUGUCGAAAAGAUGAUCCGCCAUGGCUAUGAGUUUCUGACGUUUACACCGGUUCUACACUCAAUAUUCAUAACUAUAUUUUACUUCUUGAAAGCUGAUUGUCUAGGAGUGUGGUAGCUGGUUUAUAUUAUAUUGUCUAUCUCGUCAUCAAGUGUUAAUUUUACUUAUGUUUCAUAGAAAAAAAAGAUGGUUAUUGUUUUGUAGUAAAAAGAUGAAAAAAUAAAAAGAAUUAUGACCUGUCCAUUUUAUCUCAAUUUUUAAUUUUGGCAGCUCCAGCUCCACUAUAAAGCUUAAAAUUCAGUUGACAUUUGGUUUCAUCUAAUGUUAUCGUCGUUAGACUCACUUACCAUUUUUUCCAAUAAUAUUUUGAAUAAAUGGCUAAAUGUGAUUCUGUUUCUAGUAUUUAAACUGGUAUAUUUUUCUGGGGCCAUAAAAUCCUAGAAAGAUGACUCCCUAUGUUGUUGGAGUCCUUGUUCCUCUAGUUUUCACUUUUCUAUUUCGGAACUCCAAGAAUUCAAAGAAACGAGGAGCUGUUGAUGUUGGUGGAGAACCUGGUUAUGCAAUAAGAAACUCUCAGUUUCCUUCCCCAGUAAUUACAGCUUGGGAAGGUAUUUAUACUCUUGCAGAACGUUUUGAACUUUCAUGAAAGCAGCAUCAUAAUAAACGCUUGCUUGGAACUCGAAAAUUAAUUUCAAGGGAGAAUGAAGUCACUGAAGAUGGAAGAUCCUUUGAGAAGCUUCAUUUGGGAGAUUAUGAGUGGCUAACCUAUGGUAAAGCGUUUGAAACUGUGUGCAACUUUGCUUCUGGCUUAGCUCAACUUGGGCACAGAAAGGAGGUUUUUGCUGCUACAUGAGAAGAAUGGUUUCUUGCAUUGCAGGGUUGCUUUAGACGCAAUGUCACUGUGGUGACUAUUUAUGCAUCUUUGGGAGAGGAGGCUCUGUGCCAUUCAUUAAGUGAGACAGAGGUUACAACUGUUAUUUGUGGGAAUAAAGAACUGAAAAAGCUUGCUGAUAUAAGUGGACAACUUGACACUGUGAAGCUUGUGAUAUGUAUGGAUGUUGACAUCUUAUCUAAUGCCUCAUCAAUUGAGCAAAGUGGUUGGUGGAAGAUCAUUUCUUUUGCUGGUGUACAGAGUCUUGGCAGAGAAAAUCCUAUUGUUGCUGAGUUACCUGCUCCAGCUGAUAUUGUUGUUAUAAUGUAUACAAGUGGGAGUACUGGAUUGCCUAAGGGUGUGAUGAUGACACAUGCCAAUGUCCUAUCUGUAGUUUCUGCAGUUAUGACACUUGUCCCUAAUCUGGCAAACAAGGAUGUUUAUAUGGCAUACCUUCCUCUGGCUUAUAUUCUUGAAUUGGCAGCUGAGAAUGUAAUUUCUGCUGUUGGAAGUGCCAUAGGAUAUGGUGCCCCUUUGACUCUAACUGAUACAUCAAACAAAAUAAAGAGAGGAACAAAGGUGGAUGCCACUGUAUUAAGGACAACUCUCAUGGCGGCUGUCCUGGCAAUACUUGACUGUGUUCGAGAUGGUGUGUGGAAGAAUGUAGAUGCAGAAGGUGGACCUGCCAAGAAAUUGAUUGACUUGGAUUCUUGUAGGAUGUCUGCAAUAAGUAGCUGGCUAGGAUUUUGGGGCCUGGAAAGGCUUCUAUGGAACUUUCCUGUGUUUAGAAAGGUACGAGCAAUUCUUGGAGGUCAGGUGCGUUUUGUGCUUUCAGGAGGUGCUCCGCUUUCUGGUGAUACUCAAAGAUUCAUCAACAUUUGUCUUGGUGCUCCAAUAUGCCAAGGAUGUGGUCUUACUGAGACUUGUGCUGGUGGUACCUUCUCUGAGGUUGAUGAUACGUCUGUUGGUCGAGCUGGUGCUCCACUUGCUUGCUCAUUUAUUAAGGUAACAAAGUUAGUAGAUUGGUCUGAAGGUGGUUAUUUAACUACUGACUUGCCAAUGGCUCGAGGAGAAAUAGUAAUUGGUGGUCCAAAUGUUACAUAUGGAUACUUCAAAAAUGAAUAGAAAACAAAGGAAGUGUACAAGGUCAAUGAGAGAGGAGUGAGGUGGUUCUAUACAGGUGACAUAGGGCAGUUCCAUGCUGAUGAUUGUCUUGAGAUAAUUGACCGUAAGAAAGAUAUAGUCAAACUUCAGCAUGGAGAAUAUGUUUCCUUAGGAAAGGUUGACGCAGCUCUGAUGGUGAGCCCGUACAUAGACAACUUAAUGUUGUAUGCCGAUCCCUUUCAUGGUUACUGUGUUGCUCUUGUGGUGGCUGCACAGCCUACUCUGGAAGCUUGGGCUGCCAAGCAAAGCAUUAAUUAUAAUGAUUUUGCUACAUUGUGUGAAAAAGAAGAAUCAGUGAAGGAAGUGUAUGCAUCUCUUGCAAGGGCAGCUAAGAAUGCACGUUUGGAGAAGUUUGAGAUUCCUGCAAAGAUAAAAUUGCUUUUUGAGCCAUGGACACCUAAAUCUGGUUUGGUCACUGCAGCUCUCAAGCUUAAAAGAGAGAUUAUUAGGAAGACAUUUGGCGACGACCUUGCAAGAUUAUAUGAUGAUGAAAAAAUUUGGUUUUCUGCCAAACUGUCUUGGUGCUACUUAUCUUCACUUAACCCAAAUCUUUCUCUUGCUCUUGUACUCCUGAAGUUAUUUUUCUUUUGUGUGUGAUUAUUUAUUUUGUUUGUUUGGAAUAAUCUAUAGGAAAAUAUGAGAAAACAUAAUCAGAUUUUUGCA